GCCUGAUCGUCUACUCUCGCAGGUCCGCUUCGCGAAGUAUUCUUAUGAUCAAGCGACUGAUGUCGAAAACCGGACUUCAAGAUCAACAGGAUCCAUUUUUUCAUGUCCUGAUGAUAGCAUAGCGUAUGACUGUCUACCACCCAAUAUGCAGUCGUGAUUUGAUCCGGCCGAUCAAAAUCGUUCCGCAGUACCAGCAUAUUAUUUUCCAUGGGAUCCCUCCAGUGCGGGAUAAAUAGGAUGACCAUGAGGUCUCAUUCGUAGUCAGAACCAAAGUUACAUCUCGAUUCAGGUCAUACGAAUCUAACCGCAAAUGAACAUGCUCGAUCGAAAGUCUCAGUACGAGGCGCUCAGAUCCCCGCUAUCUCCCGUGAGCGGACGUCAGAUCAACACGGCUGAUGACGUGUCGGAGAAUCCGCCGUCUUACGCUCAAGCUCAUUCGCUUGAAGCGCUCAACUACAAGGACAGUCUCGCGACGAUCCCGCCUGUCAUGUAUCUCUUCAAACAGGGCUGGGCGAGUGGCAUGCAGAGAGACGCAGAGAUGAACCUGAUCAAGGCCGAAGCAGUUUUGCAAGGUCUAUACCCCUUGAUCAACAACUUGAAUCGCCUUCGCGACAACGAGAAUCAGAAGCCCGGGGAACAAAGCGGCAAGCAGAGCAUCUUCAGCAGGUUGAGCCAAUCCUCCAAGAUGUCCCGCAAAGUCUCGUCCUCCUGCUCGAGGCAGCGUCUCAAGAUGAUGAUCGCGGCGGACAAGAUCAGCAUCCGAAACAGCUUUAUCGCUCAAGCGCGUUCGCAGAUCAAACACCAGCAGGGCUACAUCCGCCGUGCGGCGGCGAGCGAGUUCACAGCUCACGAUGCCGAAAUUUGGCUCGAGGGCCAGCUCGCGAUGCCGAAUGACAUGCACAAUUGUCAAUUCGUUGGUUGUCGUCAAGUUCGGUAUCUCGAGCGGCCUGCAAAGAAAGGGUAUGCCUUGCUAUGUCAGACCAAGGCAUACAAGAAUGCGAUGCGAGAACAAGAAGGUCGAAUGUUGCAGAUUGAGAAAGCUCUCCGAGACCUCAAUUGUAGCUAGCUUAGUAACCCCUAAAUCGCACCGUAGUUGAUCACAUCGCUGACUUAAUACGCGGCGCGAAGUAACACGUAUAGCGUUCUGAAAGACUCCCGAUUGCAGGCAGUCCGUGGAUGAUAUAAUACACGAGCUCAAGAGCUCGGAUGGAGGGAGAAAAAAGUCAAAAACAAUCCGUAACAACACAACAUUGCAGCCUGAACCUCUCAACCGCGACCUUGCCCCUUCUACUGGUGUCGGACGUAUGUCUGUGAAAAGGGCAAGUUUCGUUAGCAUUCAAGCCACACUAACCAUGAGUCAGUGAAAUGUGGUAACUCACUCCGAUGAGAAUGCCUAGAUGAAACAGAUAGCGCAACAAGCGGAGCGAGUGUCAGUCAACUAAGCCCCGGCUAGAUACACGAUACACCGCAGCAACGUACAGUGAUCACGCUCGUAAGGUUC
Molecule: messenger RNA, 1501 nt
Organism: Filobasidium floriforme
Lineage: Eukaryota; Fungi; Basidiomycota; Tremellomycetes; Filobasidiales; Filobasidiaceae
Exons: 4
Coding region: 311-1066 (251 amino acids)
Source: RefSeq, a predicted model, not a curated record